Messenger RNA from Metarhizium brunneum ARSEF 3297, 1377 nucleotides. It is a transcript of the gene gel1, whose product is annotated as 1,3-beta-glucanosyltransferase gel1. Lineage: Eukaryota; Fungi; Ascomycota; Sordariomycetes; Hypocreales; Clavicipitaceae. Gene Ontology annotation, cellular component: plasma membrane. Gene Ontology annotation, molecular function: 1,3-beta-glucanosyltransferase activity. Gene Ontology annotation, biological process: fungal-type cell wall (1->3)-beta-D-glucan biosynthetic process; fungal-type cell wall organization. The record is from RefSeq and is a predicted model, not a curated record.
AUGAAGGGCUUCGCAUUUGCUUCGGCCCUGGCCGCCAUUGGCGCCGUCACGGCCUCCCCAACUCCCACCGAACAAGAGCCGCCCACCAAGCGUGACAGUUUCCCUACUGUCACGGUCUCUGGCAACGCCUUCUGGAAGGGCAAGGAGCGGUUCUACCUCCGCGGUAUUGACUACCAACCCGGCGGCUCCUCCGCCAACGAGGAUCCUCUUGGCGACACCGAUGUCUGUCUCCGUGAUAUCGCCAAUUUCAAGGACCUUGGUGUGAAUACCAUCCGUGUCUACGCCGUCGACAACACCUUGAACCAUGACAAGUGUAUGCAGGCUCUUCAAGACGCCGGCGUCUACCUGGUCCUCGAUGUCAACAACCCCAAGUACUCUAUCAACCGCGGCGACCCCGGCCCCUCGUACAACGCCAAGUACCUCCAGAGCGUUUUCGCCACUGUCGACAUGUUCGCCCGAUAUCCCAACACUCUGGCCUUUUUCUCUGGCAAUGAGGUCAUCAACGACGAGAAGGACACUGAUAAGUCUGCUCCUUUCGUCAAGGCCGUCACCCGCGACAUGAAGAACUACAUGAACACUCGUGGUCUUCGUAAGGUUCCUGUCGGUUAUUCCGCUGCAGAUGUCUCCUCAAACCGACUGCAGACUGCCCAGUACAUGAACUGCGGCUCUGAUGACAUGCGAUCCGACUUUUUCGCAUUCAACGAUUACUCGUGGUGCAACACGAACUUCAAGCAGUCGGGCUGGGAUCAGAAGGUUAAGAACUUUACCGACUACGGCCUUGCUAUCUUCUUGUCCGAGUACGGAUGCAUUGACAACCGCCCCCGUAAGUUUGAGGAGAUCGAGGCCAUGAUGAGCAGCGAAAUGACUGGUGUCUAUUCUGGUGGUCUCAUGUACGAAUACUCGUACGAGGACAAUAAAUACGGCAUCGUAGAGCUCAAGGGUGGGCUCAAGGCCAAGACUGUUGAUAAACUGGACGAAUACGACGCCUUCAAGUCUGCUUUGAAGAACAACCCUGCCCCUACUGGCGCAGGUGGUGCUGCUUCGACCACCCACUCCGUCAGCUGCCCUACUUCCAAUGCUGGCUGGCAGGUCAACCCCAGCCUGGUCCCCCAAAUGCCUAGUCAAGCUGAGAAAUACAUGAAGGACGGCGCUGGCAAGGGCCCAGGUUUCGAUCUCAGCGGCGAUGGUUCCCAGAACGCUGGUGAUUCCGGCACGUCUACCGCUAGUGUCACCGGCGGUGCAGCGUCUCCCACUGGCAGCGGUGCCAAGGAGUCUGACAGCGCUGGCGUCACAACUUUCGGUCCUGUUGAGAAGGCCCCCUUCAUCAUCACUGGCAUGGUAGUUUUCUUCACCCUGUUUGGCACCUUGCUUCUGUAA